Molecule: messenger RNA, 1014 nt
Organism: Cadophora gregata
Lineage: Eukaryota; Fungi; Ascomycota; Leotiomycetes; Helotiales; Ploettnerulaceae
Exons: 5
Coding region: 1-1014 (337 amino acids)
Source: RefSeq, a predicted model, not a curated record
AUGCAGUGGCCAUAUCUCUUCGUUCUGGUUCUUACCAGUCCGAGUAUCGCAUUGAUUCGAUUUCAGUGCUCCCAACUCGUCACACAAAGACUCGAUCCUCUGGUCAGCCCGGGACAAAUUCCAUCCCCACAUGUCCAUCAAAUCGUCGGAGGCAACUCAUUCAACGCAACGAUGGAUUAUGCAAAGGAUAUGCCUGGCGAAUCCUCAUGCACCACAUGCCAAAUGAGUGAAGACUUCUCCAACUAUUGGACGGCUAUUUUGUACUUCAAAGCGAGAAAUGGGACGUAUAAGCGCGUCCAUCAACUUGCCAAUGCUGGGUUCGAAGGUGCUGCUGGUGGAGGCAUGACUGUGUAUUAUAUGCAGGACCCGCUCUACGAUACGGCUCAGAAAUCAAAGGUUCAGGCUUUCCAACCUGGCUUCCGCAUGUUCAUCGGCGACGUCCAAGCCCAUAGUCUCGCCGACGCAGCACGUUUUCGCCAACUCACAUACACCUGCCUCGACACGAUGGCGUCCCGGGAACACGAAUCCCUCGCCUUCCCCAACCGUAUCUGCGCAGCUGGCAUCAUGGCAUCCCUCCGCUUCCCAACCUGCUGGGACGGAAAAAACCUCGAUAGUCCAGACCACAUGUCACACAUGUCCUACCCCGAGACAGGAACUUUUGAGAGUGCCGGACCCUGUCCUGCGAGCCAUCCUGUGAGGACUUCGCAGGUGAUGUUUGAGGUUAUUUGGGAUACGAAACCGUUCAAUGAUAAGUCUAUUUGGCCUGAGGAUGGCAGUCAGCCGUUUGUGUGGUCAUUCGGUGACAGGACAGGGUAUGCAAAUCACGCCGAUUACGUGUUUGGUUGGAAAGACGAUUCGUUGCAGAAGAUUCUUGACACCCCUUGUUAUGUCAACUGCAAUACUGCGAAGACUCAAUCGAUUGCCGACUUGAACAGAUGCUCCCAGAAUGUGGUAGUGGAGGAGGAUAUUGAUGGAUGGUUGACCGAGCUUCCUGGCGGCCACAAAGUAAUGUAG